This is a messenger RNA of Ruditapes philippinarum (Manila clam), 6598 nucleotides long. Its product is annotated as brain-specific angiogenesis inhibitor 1-associated protein 2-like. The transcript is spliced from 15 exons. Gene Ontology annotation, biological process: actin crosslink formation; plasma membrane organization; actin filament bundle assembly. The coding region runs from base 177 to 2288 and encodes 703 amino acids. The record is from RefSeq and is a predicted model, not a curated record. NCBI's taxonomy places the organism in Eukaryota, Metazoa, Mollusca, Bivalvia, Venerida, Veneridae. Gene Ontology annotation, molecular function: protein binding. Gene Ontology annotation, cellular component: cytosol; nucleoplasm.
UGAAUGUCUCACAUCCCUGUGACGUAUGGCGGGUAAUCACACCUGUAAUCUGGCAGAUAAAGUUAGCACACGAACAUUCGUUGUUUGAUGUUAAACUUCACAGAUGACGGACGCGCAAAUAACACGCAAAUAAAUGUGGAUUUAAGGAACUAAGUUAAUAUUGGAAUUAAUUCAAAAUGAAAAGUAAUACGGACGAUGUACAUAAAUUGACGGAGGCAAUUUACAAGAAUUUGAUAGAAAAUUUCAACUCCGGUGUUAGACAGAUACUGUUGACAGGCAAGGCUUAUUAUAAAGCAUUGCAAGCUGUGACAGUGACCGCACAGGCUUAUAAUGAAGCACUGGGGCGUGUUGGUUCAGCAGCAAAAAUAUGCAGAGGUGGUACUGAGGAAAUAGGAGAAGCCAUACUACAAAUUACUGAAGCUCAAAAAGAAAUCCAAAGCAGACAUGAAGAUAGCACUAAAGCGUUAUUCACAGAGCUCAUUUUACCAUUGGAGCAAAAGUUAGAAAAGGAUUUCAAGAAAGCCCAUUCGGAUGCAAGAAAGUACUCACAGGAACACAAAGUUGUAUUGUCACCCUACAACAAAGCUUGUGAAUCAUUAAAGAAAUUCAGGAAGAAAACAAAAAACAAACUGGUGUAUGACAAUGAGAAAGAAGCUCAGUAUAUGAGGACUUUAGGGAAGUGCCAAGAAAAAUUAGACAAGUACAGAAUACAAGGUUUAAAACUGGCAUUGCUUGAAGAGCGAAGAUGUCAUUGUUUUGUUUUACAACGAUUGUGUGCAAUUUCUCAGCUGAAAUUAGCCGGGCAUCGGCACGGAGUAGAUGUUUACUCACCACUACCAGAAUGGAGACAGAUGAGUUCAAAUCCUCAUGUUCUGCCUCCAUCAGCAGACCAACUUCUCAUGGAAUAUAUGGACGAGCCAUAUGAACCAAUGAAUGGUGGCCCUGGUUACCAUAGCAAUGGAUUUCUUCUUAGAGAUGGUCAGGAAACGCAGUCAUUGUCACUAAACAACGAGUUUAGAAGGUCAAAGAGUACACAUGAUUUGUACAGACAGUCAAAUCAUUUUGAUGGAAGCCAGACAUUGCCACCUAGGACAGCAGCUCCAUUGCCCCCACGAAGCCAAGUACAGGCUAUGUACACUUUCACUGCCAGUGUGGACAACCAGUUAAGUUUUAUGGAUGGAGAUUUGAUUACCAUCAUGGGAGAGAACUCUGAUGGUUGGCAAUAUGGGCAAAACAGCAACUCGCAAAAACUGGGUUGGUUUCCUCUAUCCUUCACACAGCCUGUAGUUAAUACUGGUCAAGAUAGUCCGGAAUUUAAAUUGAGCCCUAACCAGCGGUAUAAGAGUAUGGGUGAUUUACUGGACAGUCGAUCAUUGUCGGAGUACACACACCAGUAUGAACAUGAUGUUCCUGGAAACAUUAGACGACCCAAGUCUCUGUAUGAGGGACCACAUCAUGGUACAUCAGCACCACAGGCAGGUGGACCCCUGGUCCCUGUUAACACAACUUACAACCCAGCCCCUGUCCACACACAUUAUCCCGCCCCCUCCCUGUCACAGCCAGACUGUGACAACAUCUACCAACCAAUUCCUGUUCCCAUCGACAACACACAGCAGCUGCACAGCCUAUAUACAGGGAGAGAAAUGUCUCCGCACCACACUUCCUCUAUCUACACCUCAAAUGGGAGACCAAUGCAGAACUCGCAUCAGAGUGCUGCCAUCAGCUACAGCCCACAGGUUUCCCCACCCCUCCCUCCACCCCCAUCUCCACCAAGGCUAUCAAGCCAGCACACUACCCCACACCACAACCCAUACACAACAUCAUCACAGAUGCAGUCUAGAUCCAGCACCCUCCCUGCCCAAACCACAAGUUUACGAAGUAUGACAGGAUUACCCCCGCCUCCUGCUCCAGUAUCUCCGCCCCCUGCCCCUCCUCCACCACCACCCCCUCCAGCUGUCAUAACCAAACAAAGUGUACCACCGCCCCCAUCAGUACCAGCACCUGGUACACCGGGGCAUAAGCAAUCAACAUAUGUUUCAUCUGCGUCAAUUUAUUCCCAGCAGAAUGCACAGCUUGCAGGUAAUCCUCACAUGACGGCACCAUCAAGGUUUGGAAGUCCGGCAAGACAACAGCCCAGUCAACCACCCCCACCCCCACCCACCUCAAACAGGUCUGAUCUACAUGAUGCAGAAAUCGAAGAAAAUGUCAAUUACCGUAGUAACCCGAUGUUUGCUUCAGUUUCACUUCGGCAAACUAAAACUAAUGACAGAUCAGCACCAAAGCUUUAAAGAUGACUACAAAAAGUGCUACACAGACUUAAGUAUUGAUUUAAAACUAAGAGACAGGGGGAAAGAAUGAGAUAGAGAAAGCUAUUAAUUAUGGGUAUUGUUUAAGUUUGAUACAUUUGUUGUAAUUACAGUUGACCAUACUUACAUCUUGAUGUUUGGAUGUGUUUUUUCAUGCAAGGUUUGAGCUAUUCUUUGUCCUUCAGAAUCAACUAUUCUCUAAUGCCAGAAAACAAUAUCUUUCAAUUAUUGUGAUUACCACCACACCAGUGUAUAUCAUAGUUUGUUGAGAUGUUAACUUACUUAUUCAUUUGUUCAUACAUUGUAUAUAUAAGCACUAAUGUUAUACCAUAUCUAUAAAGCAUUCCAUUAUUAUGUUAUAUAUAGUUCUGUUAUACUUGUUAUCAAGGAUGAACUAUCAGUUAUAUGCACACAAAUUUGUAAUAUUGUUAUCUCAGCACUUGUUAUAUAAGUGUGGAUUUGUUGGUCUAUUAUAAUUUAUAUAAACUUUUCUAUGUAAUACAUUAUUAGUAGUCAUCAAUUUAAGUGUAUAAAGCUAUAUAUAUGUGCUUCAAAACUUAUUAUUUUAAUUUUUUGAAAAAGAAUAAUUCCAAAAUACUUGUAUGAAAGAAAUACAGUAUGUUUGAAUAUCUCUUUAGAGCUGUUUAUGCACAUGUCUGAAAUCAUUGCUAAUCAGUUAAAAUCCUACUUACAACAGCAUAAUUAUACAAUGUAUUUUGUUUUGGAACAUUUUAUUUUAUUUACAUACACUAUCUAUAUAUGUUAAAUAACAGAGACAUUCUAUGUUACAACUCUUGGGAGAAUCAACCAUAACAUUAUCAAAACAUAAUUUUCCUGUUACUAGAUUUUAUAAAAAAAAAUAAGAUAUAGCUUUAUACCCAUUAAAGCUCUGUUGAGUAUCUUUAAUCAUAUCUGAUUAAAUUGAACCAAUGUGAAAAUAUUUUUUAAUAAUUUUAAUAAAUCACAUAAUUUGAGAUAACAAUUAAAAAUGACCGUGUUAUCCAUUUUCCUGAUUAAUCAUAACAAAUGCAAAGUACUGGUAGAAUAAUAUCAUGUGUCUCUUACUUUUUAUUAUUUGAAUAAAAUGGCCCAUACUUAUUUUAAUGUCAGUCUUGAAGUAAAGUUUGUUUAGGCUAUUUCUAAUUACAUAAUUCUAGCUAAUUUGUGAAAUAAAGUUUGAAUAUAGAACUGUUCAAUGUGAGUUUGAGAGUUUCCAAUAAUAAUAUUAUCAGUCUAUAAUACAGUUUGGUUUUUAGCUUGUAAGGCUGUGUAGAUUUGUAGGCUGCUGGUCAGACUCUAUACAUGUAACUCUGACACUUUAAAAUAUGUAAAUUCUUUUGACUUAUCUCCCUUGGUACUGGGAGCUAUGGGAGAGUGAAAUACCAUUUUAAGUACAAUUAAUGUAUUAAAGGGACGCAAACAACUGUUAUCAAUAUAUAUAUAGAAAUCACCUCCCUUGUUUAAUGAAUUAGGUUAUAAAGUCUUAUGUUAAAUAUUUUAUAGCCCAAACAUUGUAAAACAUUGGGAUGAUUAAAGUUUGUUGCUUAUUGGGUGUGUGCAGUCUUCAAAUUUAGCAUGGAGCAUAAUCAUGGCCAGUACAUGACACUUAUUGAAGUCAGUAGGUCAAGGUCACAGUGAAACAGAGUGUAAAAUCUUUAUCUGCACAAUUACUUGAGAAGAUUGAUGACACAUGCCCUUUUGAUUUUUAUGUCAUGUGGUCAAAGUUCAAGGUCAAAGUUACACUUAGUGGAAAAUACUUGAUUACUUGAGAAGGUAUAUAGCCUAGAUUUCUGAAAUUUGGUAUGAACAUUGCCCAUGGCCUGAUGACCCUUGUUGAUUUUAUGGUCAGUAGGUCAACGUCACACUGACAUUUUGUGUAAAAACCUUGUCUGUUCAAUACAUUGAGAAGUAUUGAGGUUGAAGCUUGAUAGGGACAUUGCCCAUGGCCAGUAGAUCACCACAAUUUAUCUUGUGGUCAGUGAUUCAAAGGUCAAGGUCAUAGUAAAACUUUGUGUUAAAUCCUUGCCCACUCAUUCAAAUCCAUGCAAUAACUUGAGAAGAAAUAAGACUAGAUUUGUGACACUUGGUAGGGACAUUGCCCAUGGCCAGUAGAUGACUCCUUCUUAAUAUUAUUCAAAGGUCAAGGUCAAGAGACACUUAGCGUAAAAUCCUUGUUUUAUUAGUAAAUUGUUCUGUUUGUUUUCUUUUCAUGACAUCUAAACAUUAAUAAUACUUAAUUAUAAUGAGGCUCUUGUUUACUAUUAUGAAGUGUUUAGCUUUAACUCUUUGUUUAUUUUAAGAAAAUUUUUGCUUUUAAAAUACCUAUGUUUGCAGUUUUAUUAUUAUGUAUAUAUUGAAACCAUACAACUUUGUGUUCUGUGGUAUACAUAUACUUGAUAUGUUUUAUGUUUUGGCCUUAUUUCACAUGAUUUAUCUGAAACAAUGAAACCAGGAUGACAAAAUAUGGAAAGUUCAACUUUAUUUAUAGGCUUGAUAUCAUUUUUUUUUCUUAGACUUUUAAACAGUUUGUUUUUAUGGUGACUUGAGAGGUACAUGAUAUUAAUGAUCAACGCAGAAUGAUCCAGGCAUGAAUAUGAAGGUGAAAUGAAAAUUUAAGACAAAAUUUAAUUCUAAGUAUAUUUAUAUUGGUUUGUGUUUCUGCUUGUUAAUUUGUGACAUUAUUAGUCUAUAGUUGAGUCAACACAAACACACAAUGUUUUAUAAUGUUUUCGCAGUGUGUUUACUUUUAAUGAGUAUUUUGUCAAACAUCAUUUGUGUUUAUAGGUAAAAAAAAACAACUAAAAAACUCAACUCAAAUCAUCUUUCAUAUAAAAAACAAUUAUAGCAUAUAUAUAAUGAUAGAUGGCACAAAGUUGGAUAACAAGACCACCAUUUUGGUUAUAUAUAUAUAUGUGUGUCUUUGCUGUAUUAUUGCAAAUAGAGAGUGAUAGUAAUUCAAACUAAGAUAGUCUGUGAGAAGACACCUGUUACUAUAAUUUAACCAACAUGUUUCAACUUCACUUGUUUAUUCAAGAUCAAACUUUUCAUAGAGGAUAUUCAAACCAAGACUGGUCAACACUUGACCACAUUUGUGACCAAUUAACCUAAUUUAUUGAAACAUAUUUUUAUAUAUUUUUUGUGAAUAUUUGCACUUUGCUCCCAUCCCCACAGGGACAUAGUGAAGAGCAUUUAUUAAGAAAAAGUUAAUUAAAGGCAAUAUAGGAAACUUACUGUGUUACCUAUUCCUAUAGAUUCUUCUCAUACCAUAAAUGAUUCUUAUCACAUACCCGUGCCGAUUUUGCGACUCGUAAGAACGGUAUUGCACGGCUAUAUAUUUUGACGUGACGUCAUUUGCGUUACACAAACAUAGUGUAAAGACGCGCUACAGUAAAAUUUUGUAAGCGUUACACACUACAAAUAUAAAUGGAAUAUGUUACUUUUUCACUUUUAACAGUUUUUCUUUUGGGUAUGUGAUAAAUAGAAUAUUAAAUUCGUGCAAGUUUAAUACAAAAAUUAUUGAACUCGUCGAAGAAAAGAAUAUUAUGCUCGCCAGAGGCUGGCAUGAUAUAAUUUAAUAAAUUCAGUAUUAAACUUACACUCAUUCAAUGUCCUCUAUAUCCUGUGCACUGAUUAUUAGUAAGACUAUUCUUUAUUUGAAAUGGUAUUCCAUAUCCUGCAAAAUAUUCUUUUCAAAAAUAAUAACCAUUGUGUUGACAUUAAUAAAGUGUGUGACUACAUGUGACGUCUCUGGACAAUGUUCCAUUGUACUGGAAACAUGUGGCAAAUGACGUAAUUUCCCAUUAUCAAUACAUCUAUAUUAUACAUCUGAUGAUCGUGACAAAAUAUGCCAAUUUGAAUGAAUUGUAAUUUAACAAUGUUUCGUUUGUUUUAACUUCCAGUUCAAAAACGCAUUUUUAUCAAUUCAUAAGAGACAGGGAAAACUAAAUAUGUUCCUGGACAUCUUAUAGUUUAUCGGCAUGUUUUCAACAUGGGAGACUGAAAAUCUAUUAGGGGGACCGUAUUAGUUAAUGUGAUCUUAAGUGAAUAUAAUUAUAUGCCAAAUAAUAAAGUUCUUAUACCGUGUAUAUUUACAAAAAUUCAACCCAUUAAGCUGCCCUUGAUUAUCUCCAUCUACUUACGUAACAUUAUUCAUGGUGCUAAAGUUUAAUUGUUAUGUACAAAGUUUUACGUAUGUGUGUGGAUUCGGGUACUUGUUUCAUUACACAAAACCGUUAUAAUUUCUUACAUUGUAUUUAAGUAUAUAUUGUUGAAAUAAAAGAUUACAUAGAAGA